AUCCCCUGAGCUGGGGAGGGGUGAGAGACACGGCCCGGAUCCCCUGAGCUGGGGAGGGGUGAGAGACACGGCCCGGAUCCCCCUGAGCUGGGGAGGGGUGAGAGACACGGCCCGGAUCCCCUGAGCUGGGGAGGGAGCUGCCAUGGCCCUGCCGGAGUGGCACAUCGCCGUGAAGCUGGCGGAGCAGCCGCUGGCCCCCAAAUCCAUCCUGCGCCUGCCGGAGACCGAGCUGGGCGAGUGCCCGCUGGGCGGCUGCAGCAUCUCGCACCUCAAGCAGCUCAUCACGGGCAAGCUGCAGGAAUCCAUGCCGGACCCCGAGCUCAUCGACCUGAUCUACUGUGGCCGGAAGCUGAGGGAUGACCAGACCCUGGAUUUUUAUGGAAUCCAGUCCGGCUCCACUGUCCAUGUCCUGCGCAAGUCCUGGCCUGAGCCUGACCAGAAACCGGAGCCCGUGGAUAAGGUGGCAGCAGUCCGGGAAUUCCGUGUCCUGCACACUGCCCUGCACAGCAGCCCUGCCUACAGAGAUGCCGUCUUCAAGAUGCUGGGAAACAAGGAAUCCCUGGAUCAGAUCAUUGUGGCUACUCCUGGCCUCAGCAGCGACCCCGUGGCUCUGGGAGUUCUGCAGGACAAGGAUCUGUUUUCCGUGUUUGCAGACCCCAACAUGCUGGACACGUUGAUCCCAGCCCACCCUGCCCUGGUGAACGCCAUUGUCCUGGUGCUGCACUCGGUGGCGGGCAGCACCGCGCUGCCAGCCCCGGACACGUCCUCACGAGCCAUGGCCUUGGGCUCCUACCGGGACAUGCCAGGUGGCUUUCUCUUUGAGGGGCUCUCUGACGAUGAGGAUGACUUCCACCAGAGCACGAGAUCCACCCCCUCCAGCAGCGCCUCUGGCUCGCGCCCGGCCUCGCUGGGCUACGCGGGGGCGGCAGGGCCACGGCCCAUCACCCAGAGCGAGCUGGCCACAGCCCUGGCCCUGGCCAGCACCCCCGAGAGCAGCUCCCACACACCCACCCCAGGCACACAGGGCCACUCCUCCGGGACGUCCCCGAUGUCAUCCAGCGUGCAGUCGGGGACACCCAUCACCAACGACCUGUUCAGCCAGGCCCUGCAGCACGCCCUGCAGGCCUCGGGGCAGCCCAGCCUCCAGCAGAGCCAGUGGCAGCCCCAGCUGCAGCAGCUGCGGGACAUGGGAAUCCACGACGACGAGCUGAGCCUGCGGGCCCUGCAGGCCACCGGAGGGGACAUCCAGGCUGCCCUGGAGCUCAUCUUUGCUGGGGGUGCCCCCUAAAUCCUCCUGCUGGAUUGGACUCAGCUGGGAGCAGGGAAGAGGUGGCUGUGUGUUGGAGAUGUGGCCCCUGCAGCUGUGCAAUGUUUUAUCUGUCACCACGACUCUGCCUGUUGUUGUUUCAUCAUCCCUGUGCUCCCCCUGCAUUAAACGGACCCUGCGCAGUU
Poecile atricapillus (Black-capped chickadee) is the source of this 1452-nucleotide messenger RNA. It is a transcript of the gene UBL7, whose product is annotated as ubiquitin like 7. NCBI's taxonomy places the organism in Eukaryota, Metazoa, Chordata, Aves, Passeriformes, Paridae. Gene Ontology annotation, cellular component: cytosol. Bases 143 to 1288 code for a protein of 381 amino acids. The record is from RefSeq and is a predicted model, not a curated record. Gene Ontology annotation, molecular function: polyubiquitin modification-dependent protein binding. Gene Ontology annotation, biological process: ubiquitin-dependent protein catabolic process. The transcript has 12 exons.